AUGCAUGGCACUGGGGAGGCAACACGAAGAGCAGGGGUCCGGGCACAGCGCCAGGGAAAAGCUAGAGGCCCGAGGGUCUUGAGGCCAUGUGUGCCCACCCAGGAGUCUUGCGAGGAGCGUCAGGAGGCGAGCAGGCGCACUCGGUGCGGGGAUCAGCGGGGCACAAGCUCUGCAAGUCAGCGGGUGCUGGCAGGUGCGCGCCUCCUCCGCGCAGCCGCCGCCCUCUGCUGGCAGCGAGCGGGAGUGGCCGGCCCGCGGUGCCACGCACACGUCCAGUUCACGCGUCCAGUGCACACGUCCAGCUCACGCGUCCAGUGCACACGUCCAGUUCACACGUCCAGCGCUCACGUCCAGCGCUCACGUCCAGCACACGCGUCCAGCGCACACGUCCAGCACACGCGUCCAGCGCACACGUCCAGCACACGCGUCCAGCGCUCACGUCCAGCACACGCGUCCAGCGCUCACGUCCAGCACACGCGUCCAGCGCUCACGUCCAGCACACGCGUCCAGCGCACACGUUUAGCUCACGCGUCCAGCGCUCACGUCCAGCACAUGCGUCCAGCGCACACGUCUAGCUCACGCGUCCAGCGCUCACAUCCAGCUCACACGUCCAGCGCACACCAGCUGCCCCACGGCAUCGCCCACCUGUGCGACACUCCCGCCUGUGAGGGUCCUGUGCCCGUGGGAGCCCAAUAG
This is a messenger RNA of Ochotona curzoniae (black-lipped pika), 696 nucleotides long. Its product is annotated as variant surface antigen E-like. The transcript has a single exon. NCBI's taxonomy places the organism in Eukaryota, Metazoa, Chordata, Mammalia, Lagomorpha, Ochotonidae. The record is from RefSeq and is a predicted model, not a curated record. Bases 1 to 696 code for a protein of 231 amino acids.